Messenger RNA from Paramacrobiotus metropolitanus, 2417 nucleotides. RefSeq names its product cyclic AMP-responsive element-binding protein 3-like protein 3-A. The record is from RefSeq and is a predicted model, not a curated record. Gene Ontology annotation, molecular function: DNA-binding transcription factor activity, RNA polymerase II-specific; cAMP response element binding. Gene Ontology annotation, biological process: regulation of transcription by RNA polymerase II. Lineage: Eukaryota; Metazoa; Tardigrada; Eutardigrada; Parachela; Macrobiotidae. Bases 551 to 1645 code for a protein of 364 amino acids. The transcript has 9 exons.
GCUUACAGCUACAUCAACUCAUACGACUAUCAUUCUGUUGAACAGUGUGUACCUACGAAAGUCAUUGUGCAACCCUCUACCGUGACGAAACAUUUCGAUCCGACUUUUAACAAGUGUGUUUUGUAUGCAAGCCGCAGUGUAGCAUUACGGCAAGAAAAACGCAACUAACAAAGUAAUUGUAUUUAGUCCUUGAGACUAAAACAUUCGUGUCGGCAAGUAGGCUCUUUUAAGUCUGCAGCCGUCAUUUGUUUGUCUAACCCGCAGAUCCCGGCGCAUUUGCUGUCAAAUUAUUAUCUGCAAUUAACGAGCCAUCGACACUGGAACCAUCUCCGACGGACGGUGCGAUAUCAUUGUCUUUGAUUCUCCGGGAAUAGUUUUAUCAUUUUAAUAUAUCAAUUCAUCUGUUGUUACGAGCAGCAAAGCAUACAGGGCAUACGGGGCUCAAUAGCCUUUUUGUGCCGGGAGUUAAUACUUAUCCAGCCGAUAUUUUUAUUCGGACACUACAUACAUCCUUGAUCAGACACCCUGGUGAGGCGUAAAUUCUUGCACGAUGUGUUCGGUUGUUAUGGAUACGGAUGAUGGAAUGGCAGACUAUGGCUUGUGGGAUCGUACUUUGAUGGAAGUAGAUCUUUUAGAAGAGAACUACCGGCACGAAGAAAUCGACUACCUUAAUCGUGGGGCAUUCCUUGAAUCCGACCCACUUCUACCCCUGAUCAACACCAUCGUAAGCGGCGGGGGAAAUGAAGACGAUGCCAGUCAGUUGUUUUUGGCACUCUCGUCAAAAUGUGACCGUUCCAAUAGUACCGCUAGCAGUGGUACACACAGCUCACCUUCCAGUGCAGCCAGCGAUGCCGCUUCCGAUGUUGAUGUGGAUCAAGCCGGUGUGCUAUACGGUUUCGCUAAUUCGGUGGUGAACGGAUCAGUGCUUCCCGACAGUACAUUCCAACUUCCCGCCGGUAUUGUCAUAAAAACCGAGCCUCUGGAUGCGGGCUCGGUACGCAGUCUGUGGCUGGGCCCCGAUGGUCACCUGGUGGACUCGGACACCAGCAGUGUCGCCAGCCCCACCGGGGGGCGCAGUCCCGUCUCCACCGGCCAGGCCCGGAUUUUGCCCUUUACCCUGCAACCACCCACACCACCCUGUAGUAGUGAUGGGGAGAAUUUUUCCUCUCCACUAAACACGCCCUCCCGAUCACCGGGGAAUAUUGCCUCUUUGUCGUUAGCCACCGCAAUCUCAUCUUCCUUGGCCACAUCAGAAGAUGGGACUUUAUUGCUAACCGAAGAAGAGAAGCGUACGCUAAUUGCGGAAGGCUAUCCCAUUCCGGCACGUCUUCCUCUUAGCAAAGCAGAAGAGCGAUCCCUUAAGCGCAUAAGACGAAAAAUAAAAAAUAAGAUUUCAGCCCAGGAAAGCCGUCGGAAGAAAAAGGAGUAUAUUGAAAGCUUGGAAAAGAAAGUCAAAAAUCUAAAUGAAGAUAACAGCGAACUGCGGAGAAGGCUGGAAACUAGCGAAGCUACUAACAGAACCCUUGCGGAUCAGUUAUGCAAAUAUCAAGCCCUACUAAAGGGCAAAGUGCAAAUUCCCGCAGCCACAGUUAGCAUUAGAAGGGCUGUCCCAAAUCAAACAGAAAAGGUUAUCAAGCAGGAGUAACUCCGCCGCAGUCAGCAGCGUUCCAAACGAAUUUUGUACCAAAUAUUACCCGCGACGUAUUUAUUGUUCGCCGAAGCAUUCAGGCAUUUUUCAUAUUAACUGAGUUGGCUUGCUGUCUUUUCUGACGGCUCUCCUUCGCUGUGCUUCCGAUUUGUCUGUCUUUGUCGGCCAUUUUGUGUUAUUCCGUAGUCAACAAAGUUUUUUUGCACAUAAAUCCAUUGGCUUUCAUUGUACUUGGGCGCGGUACUCGCAUGUUUUGGGAUGUUGAGUGGAUACAUCUGUGCGAAUUGAAUAUGGACCAAUUUCCAAGUUUCCGCCCACGUCGUUGCUCGUCUUGUUUGUUGGUUUCGGGAGUUUGCGCGGCUUUUCUGUGUAUUAGGAAUUUACCGGCACGGUUGAUGGAGGACCAAAAAGACGUUAUGCUGUUUUGUUAAUUUAUUGUUACCGGUUAUAGUUUUUUGUCGUUCUUUCUUUGUGAUCGUCGUUGUGGUUGAUCCGAGAUUAUUCGAAAUGUCUUUUUCUUGGAAAAAUGCCGUAUUUUUAUAUUAACUCGUCCAGUUUAUUAUUCGCAUGCCCAUACUGCAACAUUCCUUUGCUGUAAUUAUUUUUGCUUAGAAAACUGUGUAUACUUGUGCAUUUUUUACCAGAUAUCUGUAUUCAUUUAUAAAUGUCUGUCCUGCUUGAUGUUGAUAAAGCCAGUAACCAAAUCUUUUUUCUGUAUGUAUAGUGUAAUUCAGACGAAUCCGAGCUUGAAAGAUUUCACCAGCGGUUG